This is a messenger RNA of Echinostoma caproni, 648 nucleotides long. The record is from the annotation of a GenBank genome assembly. NCBI's taxonomy places the organism in Eukaryota, Metazoa, Platyhelminthes, Trematoda, Plagiorchiida, Echinostomatidae.
AUGCAUACAUAUGUCGGAAUUUUCUCCCUUUUAGCCGAAUUGCAAGAGCUUGUUGACCGGUACAUACCCUCCCAGUUGUUCCCGUGGAUAGCAGAUGUGCCACGACGCCUCGCGCACUAUUUGAAGCGAUUGGAUAAGCAAUGUCCCUGGGUGGCGGCAGCUUUAUCUAAGUCGGACUCCGCAAUCAUUCCGAAUCCGGAACUCCUGAUUGCCGAUCACGAAGCAACAGUGCAACAAAUGAAGGCGGACAGAGAUCAAAUUCAGACACAGUUGACGUCGCUGUCUUCCGAACUGUCUUCCCUGCGGCUUGUCAACACCGAACAGACCGAUCGCAUUGAACAAUUAGAGAAACAAGCACGAUUAGACAAGGCGGAUCUGGCGAAAUUGAAGAGAAACGUGAUACGUUAUCAAGAUUAUCUGACGCAACUGCUGGAUCCGGUCAACUCUGCCAGUGCCAUGGCAAACAUCAUACAACGUGUUAAUCGUACACCCGCGGAGUCUGUGGACAGUAAUUCCAAACUGGGCGAAGAUACUCCAACCCUUCGAUCAUCUCGACACCCAAUGAACUCAAUGAAUGUCUCUGCCUCCUCCUCCUCCUCUGGUGUCUCAAUGCUCAAUACAGGUAACUAUCAGUUCCAUGUUUACUGA